AUGCUAAAUUGGUUGGAAGUUGCUAUUGAACAAAAAUAUAUUACAUUAUUUAAGCAUGAUUCUUUUCAGAAUUGGCAAAUAAUUGGUAAAGGAGGGUUUGGUACUGUACAUAGUGCUUAUUCAAGGGAUACUGAAAAAACUGUAGCACUGAAGAGUUUAUAUUACGGUGAUAAUGACAUUUCACUGGAUGACUUUAUUAAAGAA
Racocetra persica is the source of this 204-nucleotide messenger RNA. NCBI's taxonomy places the organism in Eukaryota, Fungi, Glomeromycota, Glomeromycetes, Diversisporales, Gigasporaceae. The record is from the annotation of a GenBank genome assembly.